Molecule: messenger RNA, 1418 nt
Organism: Trichobilharzia regenti
Lineage: Eukaryota; Metazoa; Platyhelminthes; Trematoda; Strigeidida; Schistosomatidae
Source: the annotation of a GenBank genome assembly
UUUUUAAUUUUUGAUUUUUGUUUUCAAUUAAAAUAAUACUACAAUCUUGUCCUAAUUCACACUAAAAUUCUAAGUAAUUGACGAAAGAUGAAAGUCCAUAUUGAGAAAUAACUCAAAACAGAAUAUCUCGAAAGAUUCCAAUUCAAAUUUUUCUCAAGUUUUAUAUCUCUUAGAAAUAUGCAUAUAUAUAUAUAUGUAUAAAUUAGAUACCAGUUGCACAAAGUCUGCAUUCAACACCAACACCAUAAAAUGAAUCGAAACUGGUUGUACUCCAUCACUGUCCUCAUCUUCCUGACAUCCAUGAGUUCAGCAUUAAUCCCCAAACCAUAUGAAUACAAUCAAACAACUAAAUUGUGUAAUAUUGUUGAAGCAUUGGAUAUUACAAAUGAAUACUAUUCAUGUUUUAUCCUAAAAGAAGCCUUAAAACGAUUCGAUGAACGUUUAGCUAAGAGUAAUACCCCGUUACCAUCAAAUGAUCCAGCUGAUUGUGUUAUCAAUUCAUUAACUAUACAAAUAGAACAAUCGUGUGAUGAGACAGAAAAUAAACUUUGGCCAUCUGAUAUGAUGGAUGAAUCAUACUCACUGAAUAUUGCUGAUGGGGUUAUUGGAAUAUAUUCACAAGAGAUAUGGGGAACGCUGCAUGCUCUGGAGACAAUUCUUCAACUAGUCUACAGAAGUGAAUCAGAUUCGAAAGUGAUGUAUGAAGGUGCUAUCAGUGAUGUACCAGUGUUUACACAUCGUGGAAUUAUGAUCGAUACUGCUAGACAUUAUCUCAGUAUCUCUGAAAUCGAGAAGAUGAUUGAUGCCAUGUCGAUGGUUAAAAUGAAUGUUCUUCACUGGCAUGUGACAGACGAUGAAUCAUUCCCUAUGGCUAUCACCGCUUUUCCUGACCUUUCUACACAGGACACACAAAGUUGGAGCUGCGGGUAAACUGGAUGUUCACAGGCUGACAAAAUCCCUUUCCAAAAUUUGUUCCAUGAAAUCAAGUGGCUAUCAAUGACAGUGUCAACUAUAUGGUCCAAUGGGAUACCACUCACCGUACUGAAAACCUUCAGAGUUCUAUGAAGUAUGACACAGUCUUUUUUAAGCAAUCCAGAAAGAAUAAGGGUGGUGAACAGUAAAGAAGAAUAGGUAAGAUGCACGAGUUGACAAACUGUAAGACGAGUGGUUGGGUUAUGCCUCAGUGCCUUAACUUCUUAAUGUAAAAUAUCUGAAGAAAUAUUCUUUUGUAAAUUGCUAAGAGAUGGGAAAACCAGGAUAGCUCAGAAGAAAGAAUUAAUCCAAGAUAUUUGACUUCAGACUUGACUUCUAUAUUAGUAUCAUCAAUUUUGCAACGUUCAUAGAAACCAACGGCUUCAUUUAACUUUCUUUUACAUCGGAAACUGAAAUGAACAGUUUUACAUUUGGAAGGAUUUAGU